Messenger RNA from Chelmon rostratus (copperband butterflyfish), 1197 nucleotides. Its product is annotated as un-named sa1261. Gene Ontology annotation, molecular function: ATP binding; protein serine/threonine kinase activity. The transcript is spliced from 3 exons. The record is from RefSeq and is a predicted model, not a curated record. The coding region runs from base 4 to 1197 and encodes 397 amino acids. Gene Ontology annotation, biological process: peptidyl-threonine phosphorylation; peptidyl-serine phosphorylation. Lineage: Eukaryota; Metazoa; Chordata; Actinopteri; Chaetodontiformes; Chaetodontidae.
ACAAUGAACUCCUCACCCCAUGGCUCCCGCGCCUCCAUCGACAUCCUGGAGGAACUCCAGCUGAUUGCUGCACAGAACCUGGAAAAACUGGACAUCAACAAAUACUAUGAGGUCGUCUGUGAACUGGGCAAAGGCACCUAUGGGAAAGUGGACUUGGUCAUCCACAAAAUCAGAGGCACAAAAAUGGCCCUGAAGUUUCUGAGGAAGAAGACCACCAAGCUGAAGAGCUUCCUGAGGGAGUACAGCAUCUCCCUGUACCUGUCGCCCUGCCCCUUCAUCAUCAACAUGUACGGCAUCGCCUUCGAAACAGACGAGUACUACAUCUUCGCUCAGGAGUACGCUCUGGCAGGAGACCUGUUUGACAUCAUCCCUCCACAGGUGGGACUCCCUGAGACGGUGGCCAAGCGCUGCGUCCACCAGGUGGCCAUCGCCCUGGACUACCUGCACUGCAAGAAGCUGGUCCACAGAGACAUCAAACCCGAGAACAUCCUCAUUUUUGACAAAGAGUGUCGGAAGGUCAAGCUGUCAGACUUUGGCAUGACACGGCGCGCCGGCUCCCCGGUGAAACGUGUGAGCGGGACGAUCCCCUACACGGCGCCCGAGCUGUGCGACACGUCGCAGCACGAGGGUUUCUGCGUGGACUACAGCACGGACGUGUGGGCGUUCGGCGUGCUGCUCUUCUGCAUGCUGACAGGAAACUUCCCCUGGGAGAAGGCCAUGCCUAACGACGCCUUCUACGAGGAGUUUGUGCGCUGGCAGCGUCGCCGGACGGGUACGGUGCCGUCACAGUGGCGCCGCUUCACCGACGAAGCCCUACGCAUGUUUCGUAGGCUCCUCUCCAUCGAGCAGGAGCGCCGCUGCUCAGCCAAAGAAGUCUUCAGCUACUUCAACCAGUGCUGGAUGUUGGACACGGAGAACGGGAACAGCGGCACCGGCGGGGGCUUAGCAAGCAGCGCGCCUCCUCUGGACAUCAGCUCGUCCUCGUCCGAAGAGGACGUGUUAGUGGACAGACUGAAGCAGCAGAGCCUGUCACCUGCUUGUGUGGUGGCGAAGGGAAGCAUCAUGAUGGACACCCACUACACCUCCAUGUCCACUAACAGCUCGCCCUCCUCCACUGGCAGCUACGAGCGGGUCAACAGAGAAAACAACGAAAGGGGACGCAUCCUGGUGGCCACACCCAUCGAGAUCUGCGUGUAG